Messenger RNA from Ornithodoros turicata, 2672 nucleotides. RefSeq names its product E3 ubiquitin-protein ligase XIAP-like. Gene Ontology annotation, cellular component: nucleus; cytoplasm. Gene Ontology annotation, molecular function: ubiquitin protein ligase activity; cysteine-type endopeptidase inhibitor activity involved in apoptotic process. The coding region runs from base 456 to 2570 and encodes 704 amino acids. Gene Ontology annotation, biological process: positive regulation of protein ubiquitination; regulation of cell cycle; negative regulation of apoptotic process. The record is from RefSeq and is a predicted model, not a curated record. Lineage: Eukaryota; Metazoa; Arthropoda; Arachnida; Ixodida; Argasidae. The transcript is spliced from 16 exons.
GGAAUGUGAAAUUCCGUGAACACUCGAUUGCAUUCCUACUGAAAACUGUUCCUCUUGCAGAGAUGUCAUACUCGAGAAUUUUUUUCCCGAACAAAGUGCUCCGUUUGCUUGAACGGACUAUCGCAUCCGUCGUAGUCGAUUCCGAAACUGUAGUAUACGAUUUACUCCGCGUUCAUCAGUGAUAAUAACGCCGACAAUCCCACGCGAAUUGGUGGCGUUGUUCCUGUGCAGUGUAAUGAAACGCAAGGCAGGAGCACACGGCGGAUAUUGAGUAUUCCGGAAUUCGCUCUCUGGAAAUCGGAGAAAACGCCACUCGGACAAGCGAAUCAGUGAGCGCCCUUUGGCGCGGACAAGUCUAAUGAGGAAGCUGCUGGAGGGACCUUGGUAGCCUUGGCGACCGACCGCGGGUGGGAGGCACGGCGUCUGCGGAUCUCGAUCUCUGAUCGACUUGCGUAAUGCUGCUUCUAUCAUCGACAGCGGAAGACAGACACGCCAUGCCAAGCCAUCCGGGAAAUAUGUCAGAGGCACGUCAGCAGCGACCUGUGGCCGUGGCGCAUGCAGAAACUCAGUGUAAGAGACUCACCAGGGACCGGCAGCGUCAGGGACGAAGGCAAUGUCAACCAACUGCCAGCCAAAAGCGCAUAGUCAUAGUCUUAUUUAGUAUUCCUGACGACUUCAAGCUCUUGGGAAACCCAUACGAGUUGUUCCUAGGACUAUGCCCUCCGAAGCACCCGGAAUUCAAAAAUAUCGCCACACGUCUGCGAAGCUACCGAAAUGCAAGUGGCAUUUACCAGAAAAGCAGAGGCCCCCUAUCAGAGGCUGGACUGUUUUUCAGGGGUGACAUGGUGACUUGUUUUCACUGUGGUGGUGCUCAUGGAGAGUGGAGAGAAGGAAAUGACCCACAUGUCGAACACAGCCGCUGGUAUCCAGAGUGCCUCUUCACCAGAUUCACAUUGGGGGAUAAUCGGGUGUAUUUCAUCUUCGGUGAACACCGUAACCAUCUGAGCAGGCUUGCAGAACGCGGACGUACAGAUUCUGCAGUGAAGGCGCUAGUGGACGCUCGCUUUGGCCGUGAAGACAUCCGUUUUUAUGAGGCUUCAGGAAUUAAAGUACAAGUCCUGUACCUCGCAGCAUCUUCGCUGAGAGAGGAUGCUUCCAAAAGUGACAUCGAGGCGAAACUCUCUGAGCUUUGCGACUUCAGACCUGAGAUUGAUUGGAGAACAAUACCACGUGACAAGCAAUGCUCAGAUCGCACGUUGGACAUGUCCAUGGUAUGUGCCAGGCAUGUCCCGGAUAUGUUACAACCUGAGGACCAGCGAAGGCCUAGCCGCCAGCGUCCUCAACCGUCCGAACCAGCAGAUCCGACUGUUUGCUUCGAAUAUUUAAACCGCUCCAGGUACCCCGAGUACGCGGACCCGUCGAAAAGGUUGGCAACAUUCGACCACUUCCCGCACACUCCCACGGAGCUCCUCAAUCCUGGAAGUAUGGCUAACGCUGGAUUGUUUUACGCAGGGGAAGGCGAUAAAACGAUCUGCUUCCACUGUGGAGGUCCACUCUCGCACUGGGAUCGUACCGACGAUCCAGCCAAGGAACACAUGAGAUGGCAUCCAAGCUGCGAAUACAUCCUUUGGAUGCUAAGGCAUACGUCGUCCGCACAUUUGGGACCACCUGAUAACAUAAGGCCUAUGGGAAGUUGCCCUAGAGCAUCCGUCACGACAGAUCGUGUGACCGUGAUGCCGCCAGUGCUUCCCGAACGAACAGCAGACGUAGCUAGGCCCCAGAACCCGGGAACCGUCCAGCGCCAAGAAGCUAACGGAGCGACAUACCAGACCGAGAGGCACAUUAUACCACAGAAGGAACCAGCACACCGCCGGUACGCAACGUUGGCAGACAGAGAGGCAUCUUUUCAAGGCUACCCAGCGACUGCAAAGGGAAAUACGCAAAACAUGGCGAAGGCGGGCUUUUUCUACACAGGGACUGACGACCUUACGACGUGUUUUCAGUGUGGAAACAGCGUUUGUAGUUGGGACGGUGACGAUGACCCAUUGGUAGAACAUGCCAGAUGGUUCCCGGAGUGCCCGUACGUCGAACUCCAGCUUGGUGACCUGGCCAUCAACGACGUUACGCAGACGCACCGAAAUCUGAUUGCGAAACAACAUGAAGCAGAAAUGAGCAAGUCUGACGGGCUAACUGAAAUGAUGCUGCGCCAUCUGAUGUCAGCAUAUGUCGUUCGCCGUCUGCUUUCCCAAGGCAUUAACGAUGCCCUCAUGGACUUGGCGAUUCGAACAAGGUUAAACAGCACUGGAUUGAUUGACGUCUUGGAUGAACAGGACGUUCACAGAGCACUAGCAGAUGUCAUCUCCCUGCCAAAGAAUGUCAGAACAUUGGAAGUUCCAAAAGCUGAUAGCGGUGAUCUCAGCAAGUGCGUUGUAUGCGGAACGGGAGGCCGACACACCAUUUUCUUUCCCUGCAAUCACCUUGUAGCCUGCAGAGGAUGUGCAUCGCAUUCCACCCUUUGUCCCUCCUGCACCCGUCCGAUUACGAGCAGAAGGGAUGUCUUCUUGGCCUGAAGAGGGUAUAUUAAAGAAAAUGGCGGCUGGCACCUGUCAAGAGACGUAUGCAACCUGUUGACAAAGACUCGAUCAAUAAACCAAUCAAUUCACCCCACCAAA